UGUCCACACAGCAGAAGAAGUCAUGUCACGACUAUUGGGUGAAAUAAGACGCAGCAAUAAAACAGCCGCGGACGUGUUGGAAAAGGCAGAUCUACGCACAGACUCGGAAAUCCAGUCACUGACUCGUGAAGAACUGCGUGACCUGUUUCCCGAACAUAAGCAUUUCAAACUGAGAAGGACCAUCUAUGACAUAAUACAUAAACAGAAGCCAAUUGGUGUGAUCCUAAGCGAACUGAAAGAGUUCAUCCCACGUGAAUCUUUUAGGACUGCGCUAACCAACAACGGAGUCUUGGUUGAUUACCUCUGUAUCCUGAAGGACAUUAAGACCCAAAUAAAUAAUGUCCAGAGUUUCCUUGAUGCUCACCUUGCUGUUCUAGAAGAAUUCAGCAAAAAUCCGCCAGAUCAGGAGACAGUCUCCUGUAAUCCAGUGAAGCUCCCCAAUGGCCAACCUGAUGGCCGUUCACAAGGAGCACUAGGUACAGGUACCUCGGACACCAGUGGUCAAAUGAUGCUUCAUACUGGCCCAACUGGUGGCUAUCCACAGGGACCACAACGGUCUUUUGCAGGUCCUAAUACUUCAGACACCUUUGGCCCAGCGGAGCGUUACAAUAGCCCAACUGAUGUCAGUCCACAAGGAAGACAAGUCACAUUGGAGUACAAGAUGAUUGUCAGCGGUAAAACCUUUAAUGCACAUCAACAGCUGAUGGAGAAAGUCCAGGAGCAGGUUCAGGAUCAGGUUCGGCUCAUUGAAAGCAGUCAGGAUUACAAGAUCACUUUUGUCUUCUGCCCGAUCUGUUCACGCGUUGCAUCAGAUGUUGAGGCAGCCAUGACUGAUGUUAAAGAUGAUAAACCCGUCAUUCUGGUGUUGAUGCACCACACACGGGAGAGCAAGUACACGACACCUAUGAGAACAUGGUCCGCCUACGCUAACGUUGUGUUGCAUGUCAACGUUUUCUACCAUGAGACAACGCAUGGAUUACUGAAGAAUCAACAAAAUGAUGCUGCUGUUACCCAGAUGCAAAACAAAUUACUGGAACAUUUCCUUCCACAAGGGGAAUAUUCCAGUGGAAAUGCUCAGGGUGUGGGUGCUAAUCGUGGUGGUAGUACUUCUGGUAGAGUUGGGGGUAACAACAGGCCUUCUGAAGCUUAUAGUAAUAACAGUGUUUUAAGUAGGUUUUGGGGAUGGAGUGGCCAUGACAAGUAAAACAAUAUUUAAUGGAGUUCAUAAAUGGUAAAAAAUAAAACAACAAAAAAAUAUGGAUUUAGACAAUUUACUGUUUGCAGAAAACAUUUUCUCCUCCUUGGUAAAAUAAGAUCAGCUACUGAGUGUGGUCUAAUGGUGUCAUGUAUUCCUGUUAAUCAUGGGUGUGAAUACUGUAGCUAAACACAAAGUUCUCUGUCCAUUUCCUGCUAUUGUGUUUCUAAGGCCACAUCAUGGAACUUGUGUUUUUUUAUGUAAAAAAUCAACACUUAAAAAAACUUUGAUUUAUUUAAAAUAAGAGUCAAAAUUUAUAUUGUAGAUCAAAGAAAAGAAAAAGGUUGACUUGAGCAUUUGGCCUGUUGUUAACCAUCAUACUUUAUGGGGAGUUUUAGUUUAAAGUAAGUUAAAAUGUAACCUUAUGAUGAAACAGAAUUUCUACAAUCAAAUGUCCAGUGUUCAGUUCUCCAGCUGCGGCUGUUGUUUGUGGAUAUUAGUAAGACAUGAAUGUACGUUACGUGAUGAAAGAGUGCAAAUGCCACAAAGUAGGUUACUUACAAAUUAUCUUUGUGUGUUGAUCUACUGUAGAACCGAUAUUAAACAAUUUAUGUAAAAAGAAAG
Messenger RNA from Etheostoma spectabile (orangethroat darter), 1819 nucleotides. RefSeq lists its product as uncharacterized. NCBI's taxonomy places the organism in Eukaryota, Metazoa, Chordata, Actinopteri, Perciformes, Percidae. The record is from RefSeq and is a predicted model, not a curated record. The transcript has 9 exons. The coding region runs from base 23 to 1204 and encodes 393 amino acids.